This is a messenger RNA of Hypomesus transpacificus, 2195 nucleotides long. RefSeq names its product leucine rich adaptor protein 1-like. Bases 378 to 971 code for a protein of 197 amino acids. NCBI's taxonomy places the organism in Eukaryota, Metazoa, Chordata, Actinopteri, Osmeriformes, Osmeridae. Gene Ontology annotation, biological process: positive regulation of canonical NF-kappaB signal transduction. The transcript is spliced from 2 exons. The record is from RefSeq and is a predicted model, not a curated record.
UGUUACAGAGACCUCUGUUCCGCGCCUGUCUCAGACCACGUUAUCAACCCGACUGCUCAACUGUUAGCAGCUUCAAUGGACAUGACUGAUAGAGGCGGAGUGGGAAGACUUCGAAAUUGUGACUGAAUUGGGCUUGCAGCACUUACAUUUUUGAUUGCACUGUAUAUUUUACAACAGGUCUAGGACUUGGCUUGUCUGAUUAAAGUCCAGCUUUGCCUUGUUGGAUAGCCGUUUUCAAACCAGCAGUACAAGUGAGUUCAAAAGUUUGAGCACUCAGUGGAGUUCUGUGCAAGGGCAAACCCAUAAUUACUCGCCGUUUUUCAUACAGCUCGACUGAAAACAUUUCAAGUAGAAGUGAGCUAUAGUCUACCUCUAUCAUGGACGAAGAGAACGUCUUACCCGAUUUUAAGGAUAUUGAGACAAAGUUAGGUCGUAAAGUGCCUGACAGUCUUCGGUCAAUUUUGGGAAAACAUCAAGACAAACAAGAAGAAAAACCAGCCACUGUAAAUUCAAAAACACGAGAAAAUUCUGCUGACUUGAAAAGACUGGAAAGCAAGAUGUUAUUUUUGAAACAGGAAAUGGCCAAUCUGCGGGCCAUCGACGGGAAGCUGCUGCAGCAGCUCAUGUCUAUCAACGAAGGCAUCGAGUCCAUCCGCUGGGUGAUGGAGGAAAAAGGAGGCGUGACCAGCCGGGAGAGCAGCUUGAAUGGCAGCUUGUACAGCCUAUCGGACAGCCAGGAUGGCACUUCGCCCCGCGGCAGCUUCACCAGUCUGCACGACGGGAACAGCGAUGGUCUGGAUGGCAUUUCUGUGGGUAGCUACCUGGACACACUGGGAGAGGACAUCCCAGACCACCCUUCACCGACGGACCUCGACAGCUUUUCAGAUAAAGCUGUUUUUGAGGAGGGUACAUUCAGCAAGCCACCAAUGAGACUUAGAGUUGAAUCGGACGAAUACUACUGCUUUGGAUGAUUUGGGGCUAACUAGUGGAAUAGUGGGGGUGUUGUCAGAGUUGACAGUAGACAUUACGGAUGUUGACAUUUAAGGUUUUGUUUUGUUAUGAGACAGGUUCUUGCAUCUCUCGUCCUGUCGCUUGCUCCCGGUCUUGCCUGUACUGGGGUUCAAACUCAAGUCCUCUGACUCGCAAACGUGACUACCACCUUUAUAAACACUGCUUUAACCAGCUACGCCACCGUAAAGCUAGGAUUGAUAUGGAAGAGAGUUUCAACCAAUUCAACUCGGUUACACUUGCACCAACUUCUGCAAAAAUAUUCUUAAAUAUUGUUGCAGUUCAAGUGGCUGUGGAAGAACAAAAAACGUCCUUGGAAUGUCGCAUGCCGUUUCGUGUGUCAAAACCGCAUUUCUAACCAACACAUAGAUAUUGAAAUGCUAUCCAAUCUUUGGCCUCUGACCUCAUCAAACCAAUACAGGAAAUAUUUUAUUGUAUCCUAAAUUCCGUUGUUUUUUCUGUAAAUGUUCAACCAAGGACAGUGUCUUCUGUCUUUUUGUAACCAUUUCAUUUUAAACCACAGGAACACUUCAGUUCAUGUGAAAACAGACUGUUAAGACUUUUCAUCUUGAGUUGGUCUAAGUAAUUGAGUAAAUAAGGAAUUAGAAGCUUUUGCAGCAUUAGUGGUUUCAUGCUGAGUAGUGCUAACAUCGAUUGACAAAAACCGUCCGAUGUCUUAAUCUGGUAGCAGUAUCCACGUGCAAUUUGCCAAAACCUUCACAUCACUGAAUAUAUAACGUGUCUUGUGUGCACUUAUUCUUCGACAGAUGGCAUACAUGAUUGCCAUUCCCAGAUCAUAAAUGAUCAUUUAAUGUUACUUUGCUUUCACCAUAAGAGAUUCAUUGUGAAUAUUAUUAAGGCAGUUCCAAAGAAGAGUUCCAAUACAACAUGUUAAGUUAUUUGAUUGGUGAGUUUGAGCUUAAAAUUCAAAACCCUUUAAUUUAUAAACACUAAUUGGCUUGCUGUAAUUUACAAACACUAAUUGGAUUGCUGUAUAUGUUGGUCAUAUUGAGCUGGUACAACAAGAUUUUAUGUACGAAAGACAUUCAUUUCCGUACGAAGAUGUACAAAUUUGUUGAUUUGCUUGACCUGUGUGUGUUGUUCUUUCACGUUGCCUACUUUUGACAUUUGUAAUUUAUUGUUAGUUGUUUGAAAAAUGUAAAAGAAAUACAGAGAUUUUCCACUUU